GCGUGUCUUUAGACGUGUUGCUACCUUGUCUCCGACUGCAUAUGACCUCCAUCACCUACUACGGGCGCAUCGCCUGCGCGCGGUCUUCCAGCAGCUAUCGUAUGGGGCCACACCCUCUCUGCGCCGUGAUGCCCAUCACCCACACGGGCUCAUCCCCUGCGUGGUCUUCCAGCACGUAUCGUCUGUUCGCCACCCGCUUGGCCUCGUUCGAAAACUCUAAUAUCCUUCCUAGGCAUCCGUGAGGUUGCAAGCCAGAGCUCUUGAAAAGUUGGGACCCGGGAUCGCCAACACCUUUGAGCAGACAAUCUCAGAGGGGGGGAUGUUGUAGAUUCAGUCCAUGUUUUCUGUAUUUCCGUUGACAUGCUGUCCAGUUCGUGGAAAGGUGCACUUUGUAACGGCUGGGCAAGACGUAAGUCAAAUCCUUGUGACUGUAAUAAAUAUGCUCUUAUCUCUGCAAGAGUAC
This is a messenger RNA of Amorphotheca resinae ATCC 22711, 463 nucleotides long. RefSeq lists its product as hypothetical. Lineage: Eukaryota; Fungi; Ascomycota; Leotiomycetes; Helotiales; Amorphothecaceae. Bases 42 to 242 code for a protein of 66 amino acids. The transcript is spliced from 3 exons. The record is from RefSeq and is a predicted model, not a curated record.